Messenger RNA from Gracilinanus agilis (Agile Gracile Mouse Opossum), 1817 nucleotides. RefSeq names its product breast cancer anti-estrogen resistance protein 1-like. The record is from RefSeq and is a predicted model, not a curated record. Gene Ontology annotation, biological process: cell migration; cell surface receptor protein tyrosine kinase signaling pathway. NCBI's taxonomy places the organism in Eukaryota, Metazoa, Chordata, Mammalia, Didelphimorphia, Didelphidae. The annotation marks the transcript as partial. Gene Ontology annotation, cellular component: cytoplasm; focal adhesion; plasma membrane. The transcript has 3 exons.
GGCCUGCGCAAGCUGGGCCCCCCGGGGUCCGUGUAUGACGUGCCACGUGACCCGGCCCCGGCCGGCAGCCGGGCCGCCUCCUUGGAGGCCGAUGGGGACGGCGUGUACGACGUGCCUCCCCAGGCUGACCGUGAGCCCCGCGCCGACGGCAAGCGGCUGUCCGCCUCGAGCACGGGCAGCACCCGCAGCAACCUGUCGUCCUCAUCCCUAGACGUGGCCCCCACGAAGGAGCCGCCCAUGGACCUGGAGGCCGCCAUGGACACGCUGGCCCGGCUGCAGCACGGCGUUGGCGCCGCUGUCGCCCGCCUCAUGGCCUUCGUGGGCGGCAGCGGCUGGCGGGAGCCGGAGCUGCUUGAGCCCCACGUGCCGGGCCUGCGGGCUGCCACGGCUGAGGUCAGGGCGGCCGUCAGGGAGCUGCUGGAGUUCGCCCGGGGGGCCGUGGGCCACGCAGCACAUGCCACAGACCGGGCCCUGCACGCCAAGCUGACCAGGCAGCUGCAGAAGAUGGAGGACGCUUACCAGGCGCUGCUGGCGCACAGCCAGGCCCUGGACGGCUGCCAGUGGGCCCUGAGCGCCCUCACGGCCGGGGGGCAGCCCCCGGGGGCCACCGACAGCCUGGACGGCCUGGUGACGUGCUCGCGGGGCAUCCCCGACGACACCAAGCAGCUGGCCUCCUUCCUGCACGGGAACGCCUCGCUGCUCUUCAGAAGGACAAAGCCUGAUGCAGGCAGCCAGCCUGGGCCCCCCAGCCUCCACCCCCAGCCCACCCAGCCCCCUGACAAGGCGAGCAGCAUCCAGUCCAGGCCCCUGCCCUCCCCCCCCAAAUUCACUUCCCAGGACUCCCCUGACGGGCAGUAUGAGAACAGCGAGGGAGGCUGGAUGGAGGAUUACGACUACGUCCACUUGCAGGGAAAAGAAGAGUUUGAGAAAACCCAGAAGGAGCUCUUAGAGAAGGGCAACAUCAUCCGGCAGGGCAAAGGGCAGCUGGAGCAACAGCAGCUGAAGCAGUUCGAGCGGCUAGAGCAGGAGGUGUCGCGGCCCAUCGAGCAUGACCUGUCAGGCUGGACGCCGUCCCAGCCUCUGGCGCCAGGCCGGCCUGGGGGGUUGGGGCCCUCUGACCGGCAGCUGCUCCUCUUCUACCUGGAGCAGUGCGAGUCCAACCUGACCACCCUGACCAAUGCCGUGGACGCUUUCUUCAGCGCCGUCGCCACCAACCAGCCUCCCAAGAUCUUCGUGGCCCACAGCAAGUUCGUCAUCCUCAGCGCCCACAAGCUGGUGUUCAUCGGCGACACGCUGUCGCGCCAAGCCAAGGCCCCGGAUGUGCGCAGCCAGGUGACCCACUACAGCAACCUGCUGUGCGACAUGCUCAAGGAGAUCGUGGUGACCACCAAGACGGCCGCCCUGCAGUACCCCUCGCCCACGGCUGCCCAGGACAUGGUGGACCGCGUGAAGGAGCUGGGCCAGAGUACGCAGCAGUUCAGGCGCGUCCUGGGCCAGCUGGCCGCGGCCUGAGCCCAAGGGGGGGUGGGGGCACCCUGACACCCUGGACGGUGGGCUCCUGCGGCCGGACUGUACAUGAAUUUGUAUAUAUUGGAAAAGAGAAGGCUGCAGGGAUGGAGGCGCCCUGGGACAGGGAGGCCUGGAGGGAGGCUGAACCUCUUGCCCUGCUCCUGCCCCCCAACCUUACUGCGCCUGUGCCCGUGUCUGUGUGGGGGACAGAGGAAAACACUAAAGAACUAUUUUUCAUUAUUGAUUUUCCAAUCAUGUGAUUAAUGGUCUACAUUUAAAUAAUAAAAAAAAACACAACCCAAACUCAA